GAAGAUCAUUCAUACCAGCUUCACCAACCACUCCACGACAAGUUAGAAUAUAACCUAAUUGCUAGACAGACUUAAAUGACAUGGCAUCCCAGGCUAUUUUUCUGUUGCUCUUAGCUCAUUUCAUAGGACAAGUACCAGAAAUAAAUGCUAAAAUUCCAGCAGUUAUAGUGUUUGGAGAUUCUACCGUGGACUCAGGGAACAACAAUGAGAUAUCUACGGUUCUAAAGAGCAAUUUUGAGCCAUAUGGCAGGGAUUUCCCUGGUGGUAAGCCAACCGGACGUUUUUGCAAUGGUAGGCUUGCAACAGACUUCCUUUCUGAAGCUUUUGGAAUCAAGCCAGCAAUUCCUCCAUAUUUGGAUCCGGCUUAUGACAUAUCAGAGUUUGCAACUGGGGUUUGCUUUGCUUCUGCUGGAACUGGCUUUGACAAUGCUACUUCUGAUGUGCUAUCUGUAAUUCCUCUUUGGAAGGAAUUGGAGUACUACAAAGAAUAUCAGGAUCAACUAAGAAAGUAUCUUGACAAUGAGAAAGCUAAUCAGCUUCUAAGUAAGGCACUGCAUCUGAUAAGCAUUGGCACCAAUGACUUCCUAGAAAACUACUACGUGUCCUCAAGCACGUCAUCACAGUACUCUGUCGGGGAGUACCAGAAUUUUCUUAUAGGAAUUGCUACAGAUUUCAUCAACCAGCUUUACCAGCUGGGAGCUCGGAAGAUAGCAAUAACCGGGCUUCCUCCAAUGGGUUGUCUACCAUUGGAGCGAACAACAAACAUCUUAUUUGGAAGUAACUGUAUUGAGGAGUAUAAUAAUGUGGCUAAGGACUUCAAUAAGAAGUUGCAGGGGUCAAUCAUGAAGCUAACAAAGGAGCAUGAUGGAAUCCAGCUAGUGCUUGCAAACAUAUAUGAUAUUCUCUCAGAAAUGAUUGAUAAUCCAAAUUCCUUUGGAUUUGAAGAUGUGGAGAAAGCAUGUUGUGGGACAGGAUACAUUGAGAUGGGUUACAUCUGUAACAGAACUAACCUAUUCACAUGUUCAGAUGCUAAUAAAUAUAUGUUCUGGGACUCCUUUCACCCAACAGAGAAGACUAACAGCAUUGUGGCAGAUUAUUUGUUCAAAAAUUACUUCUCUCAGUUCAAUGAUCGCUAAAAGGUAGAUGGUCCUUAUAGAAUCAGUUAGCAGGACACAGGAUAAUUCUUCUCUUUUAAGGUUAUUUUGCUCUUUUAUGUGAUACACUGUAAGUGAAACUUAUUUUGAAUAUUAAAAAUUGGAACUUUGU
This is a messenger RNA of Rubroshorea leprosula, 1266 nucleotides long. The record is from the annotation of a GenBank genome assembly. Lineage: Eukaryota; Viridiplantae; Streptophyta; Magnoliopsida; Malvales; Dipterocarpaceae.